AUGGCCCGUAAAUCUGUAUCGUAUGAUUCGCCUGAACUCGCCUCUGGUUUCUACAAUCCCUAUGAGCAAAGAUCUCUGCCUUCACAACCGACCAAUGCAAGGGUGAAAACAAAUCCAGUGGUUCCCAACUAUGAAAUUACAGGUUCAGUCUCAAAGAAUUCUUCUUACAGUAUGAAGAUUGUUGUUGUAGGUGAUGGUGGCUGUGGUAAGACCUGUUUGCUAGUCAGUUAUGCUCAGCAGCAGUUCCCAGAAGUCUACGUCCCCACAAUUUUCGAGAACUAUGUUACAACGGUUCGCUCUCCUCAAGGAAAGCUCAUAGACUUAGCCCUUUGGGAUACUGCUGGUCAGGAAGAAUAUGAUCGUUUGAGACCAUUGUCAUACCCUGAUGCAGAUUUGAUCUUAAUUUGUUUCGCGCUAGACAACCUCGUAUCUCUCCAGAAUGUGAAAGACAUGUGGUACCCAGAAGUCAACCACUUCUGUCCUGGUAUUCCUGUUGUAUUGGUUGGAACGAAAACAGAUUUGAGACUGACCAUUGACCCAAACUUACCCACACAGGUAGCUUCCGAGAUCAAUGCCAUUGGCUAUAUUCUGUGCUCCGCGAAGACUAUGAAUAAUGUGAAAUCAGUUUUCAACUUUGCAUUGGCUCACUUUCAAAAAGACAAAGAAUUCCAGGAACAGGUCCAGAAACUGAACAACAGAUUGUCACGUAUGAUGGGCCAAACCCAUGCUCGUGGACACUCACGCAAUUCAAGUAAUAACAGUUACAAGAAAGGACAUCUAAAAAAUGCCUCAGUCAACUCUAGUGUACUCCUCAACGCUCCUCUAACAGAGGAGGAGUACGACAAAGACCCAUACAAACAGCUGCAGGCAAACAAGUACAACGAAGAAGAGUUUGCAUUUACGCGAAAGUCGCGCUCGAGAAAAUGUAUAAUUUUGUAA
Molecule: messenger RNA, 939 nt
Organism: Australozyma saopauloensis
Lineage: Eukaryota; Fungi; Ascomycota; Pichiomycetes; Serinales; Metschnikowiaceae
Gene: CRL1
Product: Rho family GTPase
Exons: 1
Coding region: 1-939 (312 amino acids)
Biological process (GO): small GTPase-mediated signal transduction
Cellular component (GO): cytosol
Molecular function (GO): GTP binding; protein kinase binding; GTPase activity
Source: RefSeq, a predicted model, not a curated record